Molecule: messenger RNA, 803 nt
Organism: Fomitopsis serialis
Lineage: Eukaryota; Fungi; Basidiomycota; Agaricomycetes; Polyporales; Fomitopsidaceae
Exons: 4
Coding region: 33-722 (229 amino acids)
Biological process (GO): iron-sulfur cluster assembly
Cellular component (GO): mitochondrion
Molecular function (GO): iron ion binding; 4 iron, 4 sulfur cluster binding; 2 iron, 2 sulfur cluster binding
Source: RefSeq, a predicted model, not a curated record
CAGUCAGCACCGUGCUCACUCGUACCUCCACCAUGUCCUCGCUGCACACCAUCACCAGAGUGUCCAAGAGUUCGUUAAGGCGACAUGCAGUCUCCUUUUCUUCAAGCACAUCUACUUGCGGCUUACGCUGUCUUCAUCGCUGGGCGACGAGUGAGCUGCGGACCGGGGUGGUACUAGACCAGCAUGCAGCUAGACCUCUGCGUCAUUCGAACUCCAGACGUGCCUUCAGCACCACGGCUUCGACAAGAGCUGCUCUCGCGCAGCACCCUCCGACGAAGCAGUCAGUGCUUGUGGCAUACCCGUCGCCAAGUUCCGUGGAGGAGACUGACGAGGAUGCGGAUGACCCGGACGUGGACUUCGUACCGCCAGAGGAGGCGAAGCUGGAGAUUACUGACAGGGCUGCAGAGCAACUCCGAUCACUCGCAAAUCGAGAGCAUAACCCGAACGCGGCGUUGCGAAUAGCGGUAGAGAGCGGCGGCUGUCACGGGUACCAGUACAAGCUAGAGCUCGCGAAGAAGCGACAAGAAGACGACUACCACUUCUCCCACCCGACUGUGAAGCCUUCCAACAUCUACGUCGACGCCGUGUCCAUGGCGUUGUUGAAGGGCUCUGCCAUCGACUUCGCUACUGAACUCAUUGGUAGCAGCUUCCGAGUAAUAGAAAAUCCGCAGGCGAAAGGAGGCAGCUGUGGCUGUGGUGUCAGCUGGGAGCUCAAGAUUUAGUUUGCACAGAGUCACAUUGAGGCGAUGCCUGUAUGGUAUAUAAUAAAGUUGUAGUGCGUCAUCCCCUUCUCGCUACCCUUU